Aquila chrysaetos chrysaetos is the source of this 5478-nucleotide messenger RNA. It is a transcript of the gene PRICKLE2, whose product is annotated as prickle planar cell polarity protein 2. The transcript is spliced from 7 exons. The coding region runs from base 1181 to 3589 and encodes 802 amino acids. The record is from RefSeq and is a predicted model, not a curated record. Gene Ontology annotation, molecular function: zinc ion binding. Lineage: Eukaryota; Metazoa; Chordata; Aves; Accipitriformes; Accipitridae.
UCUGCAAAACCUGAUGACGGGGAAAGGUGGAUGUUAGGGCUGGUUUGGAGGGGAACCAUAAAAUGAGAGGAAAAGUGUUUGCAAGCACCGGAGCAGCUCUGCUCGCAGGUAGCUCUGACUGAGACCAGGGAGUGAGCUGAAUGCAGAGUAAUUCUUCCUGAAUAACGCCAGGUUUGGAUAUUUAUUCCGGAACAAAAAGUGAUUCCUUCCUGUUGAAGGCUGUAUGAGCCUCCGCCAGCAGCCCGUGGGCCAGCUCCCCUGCCAGCCAGCCCUGCGCGGCCUGCCUCUGCGUCCCCAUCCCUCGCCGUCACCCACGGUAGCUUGUCAUCCCGCAGACGCCGUGGGGUUGUGCAGGCAGAGGGGGCUUCUCUGGGGAAAGCCAGCCCAGGCGGUGCUUUCUAGGCCAAAGCCCAAAACGUACAGCGAGGGAAAAACCUGAUCAGAAGCCACUGCAAAGCAAGCGUCGUUCGGGAAAAGCGCUGCGAAAGCUGCAGGCAGCGCAGCCGCUCUGACAUGAAUUGCUGCAGCGUCUGAGAGCCAAGGGAGCAUCUCAGGGGGUUAAUCCCACCGCGGCAAAGGCGGAAAGCUGUACGCACCGGGAAAACAGUUUGCAUCUCUCUAGCCAAGUGUGGAUUUAAGGAAGCCGUCCAGCCCUCCGCUCCUGCCCAAGCAUCCAGAGGCAUGCGGGGCUGCAGAGACUCCUGAUCCCAGCCGAGCUUUCCCUUACCUUUCCCUUCUCCUGGUUCUUCCCAAGCCGUUCAACAUCACCGUGGCCAUUUCGGAGCUGAUCCUCGGCCAGCGAGCCCCAUCCCGGUGCCUGGCCCGGCCCUUGAGUACACGUCCCAGGUGUGGCAGUCGGAGGAGAGACGCUGGGGUUCAGGGUGUGCUUCCUCUCCGGGCUGCCAUCGGGCUCCUCCGGUGCCGGGGCACGCCGUGCCCCACCGCGCUGCCUUUUUAAUAGCCGAUUUUAAUUACACGCUCUGAGACGAAAGAGAAAAACCAAGCCUUCCAACAGAUUUUAUCUGCUGUUUAUUUCCACAAAUUGCUGCGGAAAAAAGCCCGGAGGGUUUUGAUGGAGGUGGAGGCUGAGAUAGCCGGCAACACGGAGGCUGCCGGGGCGCAGCCUUUUUAACCUCCCCUGCCGAGGCAGGUGCCGACACAUCCCCGCAGCCGGCGAAACAUGCUAACGCUAUGGAGGCUGACCGAGCAAACGGUGCACCAGUACUACAGCUGCCUGCCUGAGGACAAGGUCCCCUACGUCAACAGCCCGGGAGAAAAAUCUCGCAUAAAGCAGCUUUUGCACCAGCUGCCGCCGCACGACAAUGAGGUCCGCUAUUGCAAUUCGUUGGAUGAGGAGGAGAAGAGGGAGCUCAAACUCUUCAGCAAUCAAAGGAAGAGGGAAAAUUUAGGAAGAGGCAAUGUCCGGCCAUUCCCCGUAACCAUGACGGGGGCCAUCUGCGAGCAGUGCGGCGGCCAGAUCAACGGCGGGGACAUGGCCGUCUUCGCCUCGCGAGCGGGGCACGGCGUUUGCUGGCACCCUCCCUGCUUCAUCUGCAGCGUCUGCAACGAGCUCCUGGUCGACCUGAUCUACUUCUACCAAGACGGGAAGAUCUACUGCGGCAGGCACCACGCCGAGUGCCUCAAGCCCCGCUGUGCGGCGUGUGACGAGAUCAUUUUUGCCGACGAAUGCACCGAGGCCGAAGGGCGGCACUGGCACAUGAAGCACUUCUGCUGCUUUGAAUGCGAGACGGUGCUGGGGGGGCAGAGGUACAUCAUGAAGGACGGCAGGCCCUACUGCUGCAGCUGCUUCGAGUCCCUCUACGCCGAGUACUGCGACACCUGCGCCCAGCACAUCGGUAUCGACCAGGGCCAGAUGACGUACGACGGCCAGCACUGGCACGCCACCGAGACCUGCUUCUGCUGCGCGCAGUGCAAGAAGUCCCUGCUGGGACGGCCCUUCCUGCCCAAGCAGGGCCAGAUCUUCUGCUCCAGGGCCUGCAGCGUCGGCGACGACCCCAACGGCUCCGACUCCUCCGACUCGGCUUUCCAGAGCGCGCGAGCCAAGGAGUCCCGCCGCAGCGCCAAGAUCGGCAAGAACAAGGGGAAAGGCGAGGAGGGAGCGCGCAGCCCCUGCAGCCAGCUGCAGGUCGCCUCCAACCGCCUCUCCGCCGACGUGGACCCGCUGUCCCUGCAGAUGGAUUUGCUGAGCCUGGCCAGCCAGACGCCAAGCCUCAACAGGGAGCACUUGUGGAGGAGCCGGGACGAGCUCUAUCACUACGGGAGCAAAAUGGAGCAAAGUCAGUCCCAAAGCCCUUUGCAGCUUCUCAGCCAGUGCAACAUAAGGACCUCCUACAACCCCAGCCAGGUCCCAGGCUCGCAGCCGGAUUUAUGGGCGAAACAUUUCAGCAACCCAAAGAGGAGCUCCUCGCUGGCGAUGAAGAGCCACGGCGGCAGCUUCAUCCAGGACUGCAGAGAGGACUACUACUCGGGGCGGCUUCGCUCGCAGGAGAGCUACAGCGACAUGUCCAACCAGAGCUUCCCCGAGACCAGAGGAAGCCUCAAAGUCCCCAAGUACGAAGAGGAGGAGGAAGGCGGGAUGCCGACGCCGCAGUGCCGCAGCCGGCACCCCAUCAACGCCCUCAAGUUCACGGAGGACCUGACGCCCACCGAGCGGACUCCCCGCGGCUCCAUGGAGUCCCUCGCGCUCUCCAACGCGACAGGCCUCUCUGCAGACGGUGGAGCCAAGCGCCAGGAGCAUCUCUCCAGGUUCUCGAUGCCUGACCUGAGCAAAGACUCGGGCAUGAACGUCUCGGAGAAGAUGAGCAACAUGGGGACCCUGAACAGCUCCAUGCAAUUCCGAAGCGCCGAGUCCGUCCGCAGCCUGCUGUCGGUGCAGCAGUACCAGGACAUGGAGCCGAACCUGCACAACCUCGCCAGCCCCCUCGGGUACCGAGAGCGGCCGUCGCACGGGCGGAUGCACCAGAGCUUCGACUACGGUAGCGGGGUGCCCGGGGGCAAGCUGGGGGCACAGGAGGGCUCGAGGCAUGCCCCCAUGAGCGAGCGUACGCGCCGGCGAACUAACCUCCGGGAUGAUGACCGGCAUUACCGCCCGCACCGGCCCCGGCGGUCUCGACGUUCCCGGUCGGAUAACGCCCUGCACCUGGCCAGCGAGCAGUGCUGCCGGCUGAAGGAGAGACCCUCGCUCCGAGCCAGGGAAGACUACGACCAGUUCGUGCACCAGAGGAGCUGCAGAGAGGCGGUGGAGCAGGGUCCCCGCAGGGACGUCUACGGCCACUGUCCCCGGACGGUGUCGGAUCUCGCCUUGCAGAACCACUUGGGCGAGAGGUGGGGGCCCUACUUCGCCGAGUACGACUGGUGCUCGACCUGCUCCUCCUCUUCGGAGUCCGACAACGAGGGCUAUUUCCUCGGGGAGCCGAUUCCCCAGCCCGCCCGCCUCCGGUACGUGACCAGCGAGGAGCUCCUGCACAAGUACGGCUCGUACAGCAUGCCCAAGUCUUCCACGCUGGGUGGCAGGGGACAGUUGCACAGCCGGAAAAGACAGAAGAGCAAAAACUGUAUCAUAUCCUAAUGGCAUCCUUGCCAGGCACCUUGGGAGAAUGUAAAUUAACUCACAAACUUGCACUGUUUUAGAUCAUGUAAGCGCUUUUAUUGUAACGAAAAAGACCUGAGGAGUAGGGAUUUGUAAGGAGGUUGUAGACUGGCUUCUAUAAAUAGUCAUAAUCCUGGGCACGGCGAAUAUAUUUUGCACAUCUUACUUUGGAGAAAAAAAAACCACACAAAAAAGUUCACUUUAGCCUGUAAUAUUUACCCAGUAGUUUUUCCUCUUUCUCCCGAAUACUGCCACCCUUUUGAGUUCUGUUUGUCCGUACGUUUUGGUUACCACUGUUGACUCUGCGCAUCAGUUUGCCGGUAGCUUUUGCUUGCCACCACGUUUUUGUUUUCCAUUAGCCAUGUUGGUAGGUAAUUUUGUCUCUUGGACAGUGUGGGAGCCUAAGUUAUUUCCAUGAUUGUUGUAAAUGCAAUGUAAAUGAGAGUUUGGAGAAAAUAUUUUUGUAUUUUGUAAUAUCAGAGGAAUUUCUAUAUCUUAGGAGUCACUGGGAAAAUGCAUGCACAUUCAGAAUUGUUUUCAGCCAGAGCUAACCAAACAGUACUUUGGACGCCCCCUUUCCGUUUCAUCAUCAAAUUUCUUAAGCAUACCAGUGAGAGUUUGAGUUGUCAGUUGUUUUUGCGGUUUCGGGUUUUUUUAACCCUUUUUUCUGUUUGUUUGUUUUGAUCCUGGUAAAUAAAGAGAACAUUUUCUGAUUCAUUAAAUCUCGAAGAGGCCUCGGUGGCAUUUUGAAGUCUGCUCACGCCUGUGAUUUGCAGGUACGCUCCAUCAGUCAGAUACAGGAAUCCUGACAGCUGCAAAAGGGACUUUUCUUUUUUAUCAUUAAAUAGGAAAGAACAGAACUACCAAAUGUCUGCAACGUUGUAAAUGACCAAAGCCGGAGAAGGAAUUUUACACCUCUGUAGAGAACGCUGAAGUUACUAAACGUUGAACUAUUAUUUGGAGUAAAUAAAAGUGUAAAUGGUGCAAUUGUGUGAUGUCAGCAUGACGUUGUUUUGAAUAUAGACUUGUCUUAUGGUGCUCUAGUCUCCUGGGUUAUGUUAACUGCUGUUCAUUACCAAGUGGAAGUCUCAAUAUUGCCUACUGCCUAACACGUAAGAGAACGACCGCAAACCGCUCCCCGCGGGCCUGAUCCUGCCCUGGCGAGACGCCCUCACCCCUCCGAGCCCGCUCGCGGCCGGGGGGCUCGUCCCCCGGGUGGGCUCAGCCCCCGCCGGCGGAGCAGCCUCGCCGCGGCGGAGCGUUCUAUAAAUAGGGCUCAGCUGUAUUGUGUUAUGGUGGAUGUGAGUUUGUUCUCUGUAUGCUUUAAACCGCCGGGGUGCUGCCGUCGCGGCGCGUCCCGGAGGAUUGCAAGCCGACGCCGGUCGUCCCGCUGCUUCCCGGGGAGGAGCGGGUUGGCAAAAGGGGCUCCCGGCACCCAAAGACGCCUGAGGGUGUUAAGAUAAAGCCGGGCGUUGAGCCGCGAGGCUUAACCGCCCGCGUCGCCCUCGGCCUCUCACGGCAUCGCCCCGCCGGCAUCUCGGGGUGCUGCCGCCGAGCCGGCCCCUGCCCUGCGCCCCGGGAAGGAGGGUCCCGCUGCGGGGCUGGUGCCGGCACCCCUGGGCGCCCGCGGGGACCCCCCCGUUGCCUACUCGAAGCAGCAGAUGCAGAAAAAUCUUGAAGAUGGAUGUCUCCAUACCACAGGCUAUUGCUAGGAAUUUUUUUCGUUGUUUGUAAAGGACAAUGUGAUAAUUAUUAUUCCUCUAAAAAGAAAAACAAAGAAAAAAAAAAAAAAAGAAAUGACACUUAAGUAUAUUUAAAAAAAAAUAAUGUUUUUUUCCAGUUGGAAUAAAUGGAAGUAUUCAUCCAAA